UGUCCGUGAAUGAAGAACACUGACUGAUAUUUUCGAUAGAUUCGCUGAUAAUUGACCGUGGUAAACAAUGUGCGCCCGGUCGAUCCUUCGAUAAAUCGUGUAUUUAUACGUGCUGCGAGUGCGUUAUAGAAGCGUUACAUUACACGCUCAGUUGUAUCCCGACACUUACGCAAACGUUCAUUUAGUUAUUACGUUUGUUGCUCCGUUUGUUGUUGCUUGCCCAUAAUCGGAUGAGAUACAAACAACCGAAACGGGUGCUUUACUUUCCUAGGGCCAGUGUGGAGUACGCGACAACUUCAUAAAUACAUACGUCGACACCAGUGCGAACGUGCGCGAAUCUACGUAACCGAAUUUCUUCGUUGUUGUUACCGACCAACGAUUUGUUUCCAAUCAAUACGACUUCUAGUGAUUUGCCACUUUUAGUAAAUCGACUACGAUGAUUUUCUUUUUGACAAGAUAUUCCGCUGACUUGGGGCGUUUUGCCAAGCAAUUGGCCCAUCCAAAUGUGGGUCUUUUCAAUCAUCUCCGCGGCAUCAGCGUUGUCCAUGGCGAUUUGAAGCAUUUGACACCCAAGGCUAGAACUUAUCUGGAGUCGAAUGUGGAGCUGUGCCAACCAGAACGCAUUCACAUCUGCGAUGGUAGCGAAAGCGAAAACAAACACUUGUUGAAUCUUCUCCAACAACAAGGCACCAUUGUUCCUUUGCCCAAGUAUCAAAACUGUUGGUUAGCUAGAACCAACCCUGCUGACAUUGCCCGCGUUGAAUCCAAGACCUUCAUCUGCACUGAACGCCGUGGUGACACCAUUCCAACACCUAAAGAUGGAAUCAAAGGAACUUUGGGCCACUGGAUGUCCCCUGCUGAUAUGGACAAGGCUGUUAAAGAACGCUUUACUGGUUGCAUGCGUGGCCGUACCAUGUAUGUGGUACCCUUCUCAAUGGGUCCAAUUGGUUCCCCGCUUUCCAAGAUUGGUAUUGAGUUGACUGAUUCCCCAUACGUUGUGUCUUCUAUGAGGGUGAUGACUCGUAUGGGUAAAGCUGUUCUUGACGAACUCACCACCUACGAUCAAUUCGUCAAAUGCCUUCACUCUGUUGGCACACCUGCUAACGGUACGAUUGAGAUGCCGAGCUGGCCUUGUGAUCCCGAACGUACUAUUAUCUUGCACAAACCACAAGAGAAUGAGAUUGUCUCUUAUGGUAGUGGAUACGGUGGUAACUCCUUGCUGGGCAAGAAGUGCUUUGCUCUCCGUAUCGGUUCUACUAUUGCCAAGCGAGAAGGAUGGUUGGCGGAACAUAUGCUUAUUUUGGGCAUCACCAAUCCAAAGGGUGAGAAAAAGUAUAUUGCUGCUGCUUUCCCAUCGGCUUGCGGUAAGACCAACUUGGCCAUGAUGAAUCCGUCUUUGCCUGGGUACAAAAUUGAAUGUGUGGGUGAUGAUAUCGCCUGGAUGAGAUUCGAUGAAAAUGGACAACUGAGGGCGAUCAAUCCUGAAAAUGGAUUCUUUGGUGUUGCGCCUGGUACUUCCAAUGCUAGCAACCCUAAUGCCAUGAAGACCAUCUUUAAAAACACAAUCUUUACCAAUGUUGCGUCUACAAGUGACGGUGGCGUUUUCUGGGAAGGCAUGGAGAAAGAAAUCAACUUUGAUAAUGUAAAGAUUACUGACUGGUUGGGCCGUCCCUGGGUUAAGGGAGAAACCAAGACACCUGCAGCUCAUCCUAACUCUAGAUUCUGCUCACCUGCUGAGCAAUGCCCAAUUAUCGACCCUGCUUGGGAAGCAUCCGAAGGUGUACCAAUCUCUGCCAUUCUCUUUGGCGGUCGUCGUCCAGCUGGUGUACCUCUAGUUUACGAAGCCAAAAACUGGCGUCAUGGUGUCUUUGUCGGAUCAGCAAUGCGAAGUGAAGCUACUGCUGCCGCCGAACACAAAGGUAAAGUGAUCAUGCACGAUCCCUUCGCUAUGCGACCUUUCUUCGGUUACAACUUUGGUCAGUAUUUGUCUCACUGGCUGAGCAUGGAGCAACGUUCAGAUAAACUCCCAAAGAUUUUCCACGUUAACUGGUUCCGCAAGAGCAGCGAAGGUAAAUUCUUGUGGCCUGGAUUUGGCGAGAACUCUCGCGUCUUGGACUGGAUCCUUCGAAGGAUCGAUGGCGAGGAAUGUGCCAAAGAAACUCCGAUUGGUUUGAUCCCCAAACCAAACACUUUGAAUCUCGAAGGUAUGGAAGAAGAUGUAAACAUGGAUGAGCUCUUCGACAUUCCCAAAGCUUUCUGGGAAGAGGAAGCGCAAUCAAUUGACAAGUACUUUAAGGAACAAGUCGGUGAGGAUUUACCUGCUGCAAUUGAUGCUGAAUUAAAGAAUUUGAAGAACCGCAUUGACAACAUGUAAGUGUAUUACCUUUAUUAAGGUAGCUCAUUACUAUUAAGUUUAUAAUUAUUUAUGUGAUAUAUAAAUAUGCCUAAUUGUAUUUUAUAAAAAUAUACAACUUAUUUUUAAAUAA
Messenger RNA from Dalotia coriaria, 2486 nucleotides. RefSeq names its product phosphoenolpyruvate carboxykinase [GTP]-like. Lineage: Eukaryota; Metazoa; Arthropoda; Insecta; Coleoptera; Staphylinidae. Gene Ontology annotation, biological process: propionate catabolic process; gluconeogenesis; response to starvation. Gene Ontology annotation, molecular function: manganese ion binding; GTP binding; phosphoenolpyruvate carboxykinase (GTP) activity. The record is from RefSeq and is a predicted model, not a curated record. The coding region runs from base 437 to 2374 and encodes 645 amino acids. Gene Ontology annotation, cellular component: cytosol. The transcript has 5 exons.